This is a messenger RNA of Priapulus caudatus, 698 nucleotides long. RefSeq lists its product as uncharacterized. NCBI's taxonomy places the organism in Eukaryota, Metazoa, Priapulida, Priapulimorpha, Priapulimorphida, Priapulidae. The transcript is spliced from 2 exons. The record is from RefSeq and is a predicted model, not a curated record. Bases 174 to 638 code for a protein of 154 amino acids.
AUACAAAUGGUAUUAGCAUAACACUUUGUGUUUCACAAAUUGAGUUUGUAAAUGUUAUUGUCUAAUUAAGUCUAUGAACUGACCCCAUAUUCCAGUUUCGCCUGGCAGUAUUGGCCUACGUAGAGUGUUUAUACAUGGAAUAGUAUUAGAACUUGGAUUUGGUAAAUCAAGGAAUGGCUUAUACGUUUCAUUGUGAUUGCACAGGAAUGACAUGGGGGCGAUUAUACGAAAACUGUGUGGAUGUGCCUAGUACAGUAGCAUUUCUGCGAGGAAUCGGACUGCUGGCAACAGAUAUGCAAUGCUGUAAUGCUGCAUGCAAUGGCCAGCAGAUGGCAGAACGGAAACUGGCGUGUAAGGACGGCAUGACGUGGAGAUGCCUUAAUAAGGACUGCCGCCGGGUGAAAAACAUUCGGACAGGAUCGUUGUUUGAACGGAGCCAUUUAAAUCUCAAGCAGAUAAUUCUACUGGUAUACUUCUGGACAAGAAACAUGCUCAACCAGGAGCUUAUACGCCAUGAACUGGAUAUCAGGUCGAGCAGCACUAUUGUCGAUUGGAAAAACUUCAUUCGGGAAGUCUGCGAGCUCUACUUCGUUCUGAAUCCUGUUCAGUUUGAUGAGUCGGGUAAGACAAUAUAUUGACAUUGAUGUUUAUUUGAAAUUCAUGUGUUACUAUCACAAUGAGAAACAUAUGACCUCUAG